GUCCCGGGGCGGUCCCGGUGUCCCUCUCGACUCGCCCCCGUCACAUGAUCGGGGAAGGGCGGCGGUGAGCGGGACCGGGAGCGGCGGCAGCGCCGGACCGGGACGGAGGGGCCAUGGCCAUCGAGGGGGGAAUGAAAUGCGUCAAGUUCUUGGUUUUCUUCUUCAACUUCAUCUUCUGGGUGUGCGGCGUGGCGCUGAUCGCCGUCGGGGUCUAUGCGCUGCUCGCCCUGGGCCGCGCCCCGGUGGCCGCGGUGGCCGCGUCCAGCUGGACCCCGCUGGGGGUCGUGGUGCUGGGGGUCGCCAUCUUCUGCACCUCCUUCUGGGGCUGCUGCGGGGCCUGGCGGGAGAGCUACUGCAUGGUCACCACGUUCGCCCUCCUGCUCAGCCUCAUCUUCCUGGUGGAGCUCGCCGCUGCCAUCGCCGGCUACGUCUUCAAGGACAAGGUGCACGGGCUGGUGGAGGAGGGGCUGUGGGAGGCAAUGAGGAGAUACGAGCAGGACCCAGCGCUGGCCACUGCCCUGGACACCUUCCAGCAGGAGUUUUCCUGCUGUGGGGUGAACAACUUCACGGACUGGGCGAGCGUGGGGAACCGGACGGUGCCCAGGUCCUGCUGCCGGGUGGUCAGCGAGGCCUGCAACGCCCGGCCCGGCCCGGCCACGGUGUUUGACAAGGGCUGCCUGCCCAGCCUGGAGUCCUGGCUCAGGAGGAACAUCGUGGUGCUGGCGGCCGUGGCGCUGGGCAUCGCCUUCUUCGAGGUCCUGGGCGUUGUUUUCUCCUGCUGCCUCAUGCGGGGGAUCCGCAGCGGCUACGAGGUCAUGUAGCCCCCUCCCCAAAUUCCUGCCCCCCCCGGGGGGUCCUGGGGGGGCUCUGGGGGGUCCCAGCAGGGCCCAGGUGCCACCAACACCCCCCCCCCACCCGGGGGUCCUGGGGGGGCUCGGGGACCCCCCCGGGUUUGCAAUAAAGAGGAAAAGCUUCUGGA
Messenger RNA from Catharus ustulatus (Swainson's thrush), 979 nucleotides. It is a transcript of the gene CD63, whose product is annotated as CD63 molecule. The record is from RefSeq and is a predicted model, not a curated record. Gene Ontology annotation, cellular component: membrane. Bases 114 to 821 code for a protein of 235 amino acids. Lineage: Eukaryota; Metazoa; Chordata; Aves; Passeriformes; Turdidae. The transcript has 8 exons.